Molecule: messenger RNA, 1512 nt
Organism: Pygoscelis adeliae (Adelie penguin)
Lineage: Eukaryota; Metazoa; Chordata; Aves; Sphenisciformes; Spheniscidae
Gene: DCT
Product: dopachrome tautomerase
Exons: 9
Coding region: 1-1512 (503 amino acids)
Biological process (GO): ventricular zone neuroblast division; developmental pigmentation; positive regulation of neuroblast proliferation
Cellular component (GO): melanosome
Molecular function (GO): oxidoreductase activity; dopachrome isomerase activity
Source: RefSeq, a predicted model, not a curated record
AUGGGCGCCCUGAGGUGGCUUUUCUGGGCUGGACUGGGCUACCUGAGCUGCUGCUGUCCCCCCCAGGUGCAGGCACAGUUCCCCCGCGCCUGCAUGACAGUGGACGCCCUUCGCUUGAAGCGCUGCUGCCCGGCCUUGGGGACAGAGCCAGGCAAUGUCUGCGGGUCCCUGCAGGGCAGGGGACGGUGUCAGGGGGUGCAGGCAGACACUCAGCCCUGGAGUGGCCCCUACACCCUUCGAAAUGUGGAUGACCGGGAACGGUGGCCCCUCAAGUUCUUCAACCAGAGCUGUCGGUGCGCAGGAAACUUUGCCGGCUUUAACUGUGGUGACUGCAAAUUUGGCUGGACCGGCCCCGACUGCAACGUGAGGAAGCCACCAGUUGUCAGGAAGGAUGUCCGCUCCCUGACAGCAGAGGAGAGAGAGCAGUUCUUUGAUGCUCUAGACCGUGCAAAGACAACCAUUCACCCAGACUAUGUAAUUGCAACUCAGCACUGGAUGAGUCUGCUUGGCCCCACUGGAGAGGAACCGCAGAUUGCCAACUGUAGUAUUUAUAACUACUUUGUUUGGCUUCAUUACUACUCAGUCAGAGACACGCUAUUAGGACCUGGCCGCCCCUUCACAGGUAUUGAUUUCUCCCAUCAAGGACCUGCCUUUGUUACUUGGCAUAGGUACCAUUUGCUGUUGCUGGAGAGAGACCUGCAGCGACUGAUGGGCAACGACUCCUUCGCGCUGCCCUACUGGAACUUCGCCACUGGUAGAAACGAGUGCGAUGUUUGCACGGACCAGCUCUUCGGAGCAUCGCGGCCGGAUGACCCGGGGCUGAUCAGCCUGAGCUCCAGGUUCUCCCGGUGGCAAAUAGUUUGUAACAGCUUGGAUGACUACAACCGCCUGGUCACGCUGUGCAACGGGAGUGAUGAAGGACCGCUGCGGCGGAGGCCGCCCGGGGUCUCCAGCGAGCAGCUGCCCACUGUGGAGGACGUCAGGAGGUGCCUUUCCCUGCAGGAGUUCGACAGCCCCCCCUUUUUCCGCAAUUCCAGUUUCAGUUUCAGGAACGCGCUGGAGGGCUUCGAUAAACCAGGUGGAGUCCUUAACUCGCCUCACGCAGCCGCCAACGAUCCCAUCUUUGUGGUUCUUCACUCCUUUACUGAUGCCAUCUUUGAUGAGUGGAUGAAGCGGUUUAGCCCCCCUGACAAUGCCUGGCCUGAGGAGCUGGCCCCCAUCGGUCACAACAGACUGUAUAACAUGGUGCCUUUUUUCCCUCCUGUGACCAACGACGAGCUCUUCCAAACUGCGGAGCAGCUCGGCUACACCUACGCCAUUGACCUGCCAGAUUCACUUGAAGAAACCCAAGCGUGGGCUGUCGUGGUUGGAUCCACAAUUGGAGGAGCACUUAUAGCCCUGGCCAUGCUCGUUCUGCUGCUUGUACUUUUCCAGCACCGAAGGCAGAGAAGAGGUUUUGAACCACUGAUGAAUGUGAGCUUCAGCCCCAAAAAGUACAUGGAAGAGGCCUAG